CCGGGCAAUGAUCGCUUCGGUCUGAACUUUAACCUAGAUUAGGUCCGUUGAAAAGGCUUUUUUUUUCUUCUCCCUUUCCCUUUUUCUGCUUAUGCCUUUAUCCAGACAACGACGAAAUAUUAUCCAAAACUUCUUAAAAGAAAAGCAAACACACACUAAAGAAUGGUUGUGCUGUGGGCAAAAUUUUCAUGAUAUAGAAACGAUUGGAAAACACGUGCAUCAAUAUCAUGAAAAAGAGAUUGUUGAAAGAGAACUACAAGCGCAACAGAAGCUUGAAGAAGCUGCUCAAUUGACAGCGGAUAAUCAAGCUAAUUUACAGAAACUGAAAAGUAGAAGAGGCAACAAAGGCUCUUCCGAUCCGAUAGCUGUAACAUGCAACUGUGACGCCAAUGCAUCAAAAGUCAUUCUUUUCUAUAAAUACGCGCCUGUCGAAGACCCUAUCCAAUUUGCAUUGGAUCAUGAGAAAUAUUGUGCGAAUAUGACAGGAAAAGUCCGCAUUGCUGCUGAAGGCAUUAAUGCAACACUGGCUGGUACCAAUGAGGAUAUCGAUAGGUAUCUCGAUUGGCUUACUCACACUCCUAUUUUCCAACGGGAUCCUACUCUGGAUGAUCUCAAAAGCUCUGUACCAUUAUCCUUGUUGGAUCCACACACCCCUCGUUACAAGUUCUUCAAACCAUCCGCAGGCUGUGUACAUGUCUUUUCUGAACUAUCUGUCAAAGUCGUGGAUGAAAUUUGCCCGUUAGGUGCGUCUUCAGUUGUACUUAGUAAGCUGAAUACGACAGAUCACAAGCACGGCAAGUUGAGCCCUGAAGAUUUUCAUAAAAUACUGGCUCAUCGUCACGAAGAAGACUAUAUUCUACUCGAUACGCGAAACUAUUAUGAAAGUAAAAUUGGGCAUUUCGAGGGCGCUAUCCAACCUCCUAUACGAAAAUUCAGCCAAUUUCCAGAAUUCGUAGAGAGAAAUAAGGAGGCGAUGAAGAACAAGACGAUUUUAACGUACUGCACAGGAGGUAUACGGUGCGAAAAGGCGACAGCUUUUCUAAGAGAAGCUUUACCGAACGAAGAGAUCUUUAUGCUGGAUGGCGGUAUACAUAAUUACUUGGAAUGGUGGAAGCAAAAGGACAAAAAUGCUCAUCCUCUGAACGAGAAAGAAGGGGAGGCGAUAUGGCAAGGUAAAAACUAUGUAUUUGAUGCUCGACAAUCUUUAGGUGUCGACAGUAUAGAUAAUAUUGUUAGCCAAUGCCAAUUUUGUCAUACACCCUGGGAUACUUAUGCCAAAUGCGCUUCUGUUGGCUGUCAUCUUCUCGUACUGUGUUGCGAUGAAUGUAAGAAAACAAAACCAGAACAGAAAGUCUACUGCUGUUCUCAGUGCCAAUCAGCAAAAGCAUCCAAAGAUCUAUGUGCUUGUGAAAAAGAACGUAAAGAAAACGAAAUGAAAAGGCUGGAAAGUCUUAAAGGACCUUUUUAAAAAGAAAUUCUAUCAUGUUUCAAAAGUUAAAUGGUUUUAUGUAUAAAGUGGAAUGAGGUUGGAAUGGAAAAGCGAGCUAAAACAUACAAAAAGUAAAAAAAAAA
This is a messenger RNA of Mycotypha africana, 1572 nucleotides long. RefSeq names its product Rhodanese-like domain-containing protein. The transcript has 2 exons. Lineage: Eukaryota; Fungi; Mucoromycota; Mucoromycetes; Mucorales; Mycotyphaceae. The record is from RefSeq and is a predicted model, not a curated record. Bases 92 to 1468 code for a protein of 458 amino acids.